Anguilla rostrata (American eel) is the source of this 2401-nucleotide messenger RNA. It is a transcript of the gene tipin, whose product is annotated as timeless interacting protein. Gene Ontology annotation, molecular function: DNA binding. NCBI's taxonomy places the organism in Eukaryota, Metazoa, Chordata, Actinopteri, Anguilliformes, Anguillidae. The coding region runs from base 821 to 1744 and encodes 307 amino acids. Gene Ontology annotation, cellular component: nucleus; replication fork protection complex. Gene Ontology annotation, biological process: DNA damage response; replication fork arrest; replication fork processing. The record is from RefSeq and is a predicted model, not a curated record. The transcript has 8 exons.
ACUGUUUAUCAAUUACCAGUUACCUAUUUCAUUUUGUUAAGAUUUCACCAGUGUACCCAAUGUAGCUGUUUUUGUUGCUGCUGUUGUUUCACAUUGAAGUUCUUGGCUUGCUUGGUUAUUUUCAGUCGGCCUUUUCAGGCUGCUGUCGUGAAGUCGUUGUUGCGGGUGCUUUGGAGUUAGCAUAGCUAGCAAGUUGACUUUAGCCAUAACGGUGAAAAAGUUGUUAAUACAUUGCGCCUGGCUACCUAGCAACCUGAGAUUUGUCACUGGAAAUUAAUGGUCACCAAGUAUCGAUAUGUUGUUUGUUUACCAGCUAAAGCUAGUCACUUUGCAUUCGGCGGGCUGGCUCUCAUACCAUACACAAUAUAGCAAGCUAGCAUAACGUUUGCUAACAGCGUUAGCUAGCUAACCUAUUAGCUAGCUAUGCUGAAUUUCAUGGAAUGAGUUGAAUAUAGCGUUCCGGAGUGAAGGGCUUAAUUACGUGUUGUUGUUUCUUGCUAACGUUAGAUAAAACUGAUAUUUUUAUGAUACUACUAAAACCAGUUUCUUUCUGAAUGAAUGCGGGGAAAUUUGUCUGCUCUUAAACUCAGGCUCCUCUACUCGUGAGUCGAUUAAUCCAGAUAUUGAUAGCAGCCUCCAUAAUUGGUGCAAAGUUUUAUUUUUAUUGUUAGUUGCGAAGGUAUUGUGAAAACUGUUCACGUUGGAUUCCGGCUGUCUGAAUUUAAGAUCUUGACUAAAUUAGUUAACUGGGAAUAUUCUCCAUCUGGCCAGCUGUCAUGAUCGUUAGCAACCACUAGGAGCCAGAGAAGUCCAAUGCGCCAUGCUAGAUCCGGUGGAAAACAGCCUGUUUGACAUUCCUGACUAUGAGAACACAGAGGAUGAGGCCUUCCCCCCACUACCACCGCCACUCUCCCCUGGCCAGGAGGAUGGAGAAGGGGAUCCCUUUGCUAAUGGUGAGGAGGGCGAAGGAGAGGUGUCUAAGCUGGCGGAGGCUCCCGUUGCCAAGAGGAGAUCAGUGAAGAGGCCGCAGCCUAAGCUGGACUCCCAGAGGCUAGUUUCUGAACGAGGACUUCCAGCUCUGCGAACCUUAUUUGACAAUGUAAGAUUCAAAGGCAAAGGGCAUGAGGCUGAGGACCUCCGAGUGUUGAUGCAGAAGAUGGAGAACUGGGCCCACAGGCUCUACCCCAAACUGCAGUUUGAGGACUUCAUGGACAAACUGGAGUCCCUAGGAAACAAAAAAGAAGUACAGACCUGUUUGAAACGAAUACGACUGGACAUGCCGUUGACACAUGAAGAUUUCAUUGGUAAAGAUGACCAGGAGGAGGCGCUAUUGAGAGAGGAUCACGUGCCAGUUGACCCGGACCCCUUUGGAGACGGGGGCUUUGCGGACGACCCGGUGGUGCACUCCACGCCGGCGCCUCCUCCUCCUUCGGCUCCGGGCCCCGUCUCCCUGACCGCAGAACAGCAGCGGCGCAUUGAGUUGAACAAGCAGCUGGCUCUGGAGAGGAGGCUCGCCCGGCUAAAAGGAGCACCCGAGUCGUCCGAGGAGCCCGCCGACCCGUCCUCACCGCUCCUGAGCCAGAGCCGCUCGGACCCGCGCCCGGGCCCGACCAACCACGCCGACGGCCAGCAGCCGGGCCUGGACUCGCCGGCGCCGCCGGACGCGCCGCUGUCGGACGAGGAAGGGCGGGGCAGCCCCGCCCCCGGGAUGACCAACGGCAGGGACGAGGACAGCAGCGACUGAGCGCGCUCUGGAGCGCGCGUCGCCCCAGACCUGGCAGCUCGCCGAGGGCGGUCCUCACCGCUGCGUUUAAUGUGCUGUCCAGGUGUGUACGUGACUGAAGUUAAACCAACUACUGACAUUUCAAAAAUCUGUUAAGCAAAUGCCACACACAGCCAGUUUGACCGGGUAGUCCUGCCUGUAUACACACGCGUGCUCCUUUCCCUCGCAGCUUUAUGCCAGGGAGGGACGUUUGUUUUGAUCCAGCGCGUGGUUAAAUGUUGGAGAAGGAGCUUAUCGAUGGUGCCUUUGAAUGUCGGCCUGUGGUGGGUCUUUCUGUAGGUUUGUCUUAUUUGCAUGUUUGGAGGGUUUGUUCUCUGGUGUUGAGCUGCUGGGUCCCUCUUGCCCUCUGAGAGGGAGGCAGACACAUUGGGUCCCAGAUCAGUCUUUGCCCAUUGCCCGUUGGAGGACCACAGGUCAGAGUGCAUCACCAACUCAGCCCCACCCACAUCCUGGGUUUUUUGUUUUUUAUGUCUCUGGAACUUCUGCCUCUCUGAACCCGUCAAGUGCACUUGCGUCGUACUGUUCUGUUUUCUUAUUUUUAAUGUUUCUUUUCACAACUCGUAUAAAAAACAAAUAAAUAAAAUGUUCCACCUUUUAUAUGAUACUUAUGGUACAAAA